Messenger RNA from Kazachstania africana CBS 2517, 402 nucleotides. It is a transcript of the gene EMC5, whose product is annotated as Emc5p. NCBI's taxonomy places the organism in Eukaryota, Fungi, Ascomycota, Saccharomycetes, Saccharomycetales, Saccharomycetaceae. The transcript has a single exon. The record is from RefSeq and is a predicted model, not a curated record. The coding region runs from base 1 to 402 and encodes 133 amino acids. Gene Ontology annotation, cellular component: EMC complex. Gene Ontology annotation, biological process: protein folding in endoplasmic reticulum.
AUGAGUCUAUUAUCCACGGUUACAUUCUAUGUCUCACUCCUUCUAAUUGGACAUGCUGGAUUUUCCAGUUUUGAAUUCCAUCAAUUGGCAAAGAAAAUAAAUAUAUCAGAUCCUCAACUUCCAAGAGACAUCAAAUAUGAAUCUUAUUUAGGUCUAAUUCUAUUCAUAAUAUCGGCAUUUCUGGCAUUCACAAAACUUACUUACUUACCAUUGAGAUACGACAAUCAAUCUACGAAACAAGUAUUGUCUCAAGGCCAAUACCUAAAGGAAACCCCAUUCAAUAAGGCAACUAACGUAGAUAAUAUGAUUGGUAACGACGCUAAUGGCGAAGUUAAUUUUAUGACAAGCUUUAUAGAUAUAUCUGCAAAGAGGGCACAGUUCAAAAAGUCAUUGUCCAAUUAA